Molecule: messenger RNA, 1122 nt
Organism: Aspergillus tubingensis
Lineage: Eukaryota; Fungi; Ascomycota; Eurotiomycetes; Eurotiales; Aspergillaceae
Product: serine protein kinase
Exons: 5
Coding region: 1-1122 (373 amino acids)
Biological process (GO): spliceosomal complex assembly; regulation of mRNA processing; protein phosphorylation
Molecular function (GO): protein kinase activity; ATP binding
Source: RefSeq, a predicted model, not a curated record
AUGCGCCGCUUCGAAAGGAUUCACGAUGUAGUAGAGCCUGUUGAAGAAUAUCGUCGAGGAGGAUACCACCCCGUGCAUCUCCACGAUGUGUUCCAUCAAAGAUACAAAGUCAUAGGGAAGCUAGCUUAUGGCCAAUACUCGACGAAAGCCGUUGAUAACAUCUUGAGCAGGAACGCACAGCAAGUUGUACUGAAAAUUCUAAAAGCUGAAGCAUCCCAAGACAACAACAAGGAGCUUUCAAUCCUCUUUGCACUCUCAGAUUCCAAUAUAGAUCAUCCUGGACAGAAACAAAUAGUUGAACUACUCGAUCAUUUUUACACCAAAGGACCGAACGGAACUCACUUGUGUCUUGUUUUCCCUGCGAUGAUAUCUGACGGGGCAGCAAUGACAAUCAGUGGAAGUCCGCGUGAAGUCGGCUAUAUACGGGCUGUUUCUCGUCAGCUUUUGCUGGGACUUGACUUUCUACAUCAGUCAGGUAUUGUACACUGUGAUCCUCAACCGGCAAAUAUCCUGUUCUCAGUGGCUGGGGGUACAGACAUGGAGGCGUUAUUACAAACUCCUGAGUUCAGUCCCGUUAAGUGGUUGGAAGGAGUUACUGUAGAUGACAGCGCUCCUAAAUAUUUGAUACCUAGCCAAAGGCGAAGGGGUCAGUUGAGUGAUGCAGAUUUCUCAACAUUGGAGGUCAAGAUUGAGGAUCUGGGUGGAGCUCAAUAUGUUCAACACUGUGAUGAAAAACCAGUGACACCUUUGAGCUUGCGCGCACCUGAGCUGAUACGACAUACCCGGGAUACUUCAAUUGAUACUACGCUGGAUAUCUGGGCAUUGGGAUGUUUGAUAUCCGAACUAGCAACGAAUGAGCCGCUGUUCCCUUUGGAAACGUUCGGCAUCACACGAGAGGAGAUAGACAAUGACCAUUGUACUCUUAUUGAGAAACGACUCAGUUUGAACAACCAGGACGCGGACUUUGCAGAUUACCUACGCGAACGAUUACCCGAGAACUUUGGUGCUGAGAAUGCGGAGAGCCUCGCCUCGUUCCUUGUACUUAUGUUGCAAAUAGACCCUUGCGAACGUUUAUCUGCAAAAGAACUACUUCGGACUCCUUUUAUGAUGGAUGGAUAUUGA